Messenger RNA from Lampris incognitus (smalleye Pacific opah), 4766 nucleotides. It is a transcript of the gene nphp4, whose product is annotated as nephronophthisis 4. NCBI's taxonomy places the organism in Eukaryota, Metazoa, Chordata, Actinopteri, Lampriformes, Lampridae. The record is from RefSeq and is a predicted model, not a curated record. Gene Ontology annotation, cellular component: cytoskeleton; non-motile cilium; ciliary transition zone. The transcript is spliced from 32 exons. Gene Ontology annotation, biological process: protein localization to ciliary transition zone; negative regulation of canonical Wnt signaling pathway. Bases 233 to 4597 code for a protein of 1454 amino acids.
ACGAGGCCCUGCGAGUACCUGUCCGGGCUCAGCAACCGAUCGAUGUCGUCGACGACUAAACAGAGAAGAAGAAGAAGAAAACACACAUAUCGUAUCCGACUUCAACAUGGCGGCCGCAGGUUUGAAAGUCCCGACUGAGAAGAAAAGCCAGUCUUUGGCUCUAGCGAGUAGGUGAAACGCGCAAUAACUGCGUUGAUUUACAGCAGUAACGGAAUAAGCGGGGACAGAAAUAAUGUCCUCCGAGAUGGACGAGUGGAAAGAGUUGUUCGAGAGUAGCCGGGUGAUUCCCCCGCACAGUCAGACAGCUCGCCUGGCCAAAGAGGCUCACCACACCCGGUCCCACGGCUUCCAAAUCACUGUGGCCCGCUUGGUUGGACCUCACUUACAGCAGGAGCUUGCAGAUGGGGAACAAGGGAUCACCUACCAGCUCCGAGUCACUCUGUAUGACCGGAGUCACCGGCACUUCUUUGGAAAAACAUGGAAGAGCUCACCCCAGAGGAAGAAGGGCAGCAAGAUAUUGUUCAACGAGGUCCUGUACUUCCAUACAUCUCUGCGCCUGCCCAGCAUGGUGGCGGUUCUGGAGCUGGUAGCGUUGUCAGUCAGGCCAGACGGCUCCCAGCAGGCCCUGGGGUGUGGCUUCACCAUCCUGGAGCUUUUUGCCGGUCGGACAGAGGCACAGGCUGCUGGCGGGGACAGACGACUGAAUCUAUACCAUGGAUCCCCCAGGAACCUGCUUCAUCCCCUGUUGGAGAGCACUACUGAAUGUGUCAGUUUCCUGAAGGCUAUCGAUGGAGUUCAUUUGGAUUGCAUUGUGAGAAGCCACACGGCCCUGGGUUCUAUGAUGCACCUGCUGCCAGAGAACGUGCUCGUGUCUGGGGAUGACAUCAUUCCAGGGCUGGCAGCUAGUCCAACAGGUGACGCCAUGUUGAAGCCUCAGAUGCUUAGGAUGGUGCCUUACUUCCUGGACAGGCUGACCAUCGCUCUCCACCCGUCCUUGGAAAACUUUGAGAGCCAGCUUCUGCAGCUUAUCAACACGGACUGCCACAACACAAAGCAGCCAGAACCAGACGGCACCCUGACGAUGGUUAUCAUCCAAGAAAGGAGGCUCCACGUUGGGGUCCACAAUGGCUGGUGUUUCCUGGAGAGGCCCCUGGUGGUGGUCCUGGAGCCACAGGCUUUGGGGCGCAAGGCACAGGCAGCCAGUACAUCCAAACAGAGCACCUUGGCCAAGGACGGCUCUGCAUCAGUGGCCCUUCCACAAGUCUUGGCCCUCCGCAGCAGCUUGGAGCUGAGGCUGACCAAUCACAGGGCCGUGGGGAUCGUCUUCCAGCUGGAGUAUGUCUUCUCUGCUCCCAUGCGCAACAAGACCACGCUUUCUGCAACGUCGACUUCCCGAAUGGCUUUCAUGCAGUGCAUUCGAUGGGGUGUUUGGUGCCCCUUCCAGAAGUCUGGUGACCGCAAAGGAGAAGAAAUCCAGUUUGCCUUGCAAGGAGGUCAAAUGUCAAACCCUUACGGCGUCUUGGUCUACAGCGCAGGCAGGGUCACCAAAAUUCAGGCCCUCAUGCCAAGCUCGGCUCCAAGCAUCACCCAGGAAAAAGAUUUGAUAAGGUUCCGCCUGUUGUCCAGCCAGGACAGGAGAGCGUACAGCCCAAAGGCAUCUCUGACAAGCAAACAGGAGGUGUCACGACUGAAAGGACCACCCUCGUCACCAUUGCAGGGAUCCCCGUCUUCUCCUCCAGGAUCACCUCAAGGCCCACCGCUCUCCCUGUCUCAGCUGGCAGCGACUUCACGCCACCCGGCCGUCGGCAACACCGGUGCUGCGUUGCCACGGCAACAGCAGUUUCCCUCUCUGCUCUAUCCUUCCCUGUUGGCAUCGGCCCACCAGCUGUCACAUGUCACUGGCCCAGCUCCCAGCAAUAUUGCCCACCUUGAGAUGGACCUGCAGCAGGACGAGGGUUUGUCGCCCUCCGCACACGAAGACAGCGACCAACUCCAGGAGCUGCCCUUCAACCCUGUCCAUGUCCCAGUUACCACCCUGGGGAGGCACACACCCAGCUCUCGCUCGGUCAGCUCCCGGAGCUCGCUGGCCCACCUGCACUCUGCAGGCUUCCCAGACAUCUUAGACUGUAAUGGGCAGGCGGCAGAGGUCCUGGACCCUACAGAACCAAUGCACUUUGACCCCCAGCGUGAGGAGGCUGACCCCCUGCAGGGCAACAUACUGGUGUUCCAGUUUCUGGCUUUUUCCAGGAUACCAUCAGCAGGCAUCGGUCCUGACUGGCCCGAUAACAUCAACUUCACCUUCCAGUUCUAUCGUUUCCCACCAAUCACAUCCCAGCAACUCAAACUACUGACCGCUGACAAGGCCAAGCAGAAAGCCAAUGAUCCAUUACCCUGUGUCCUGGCCUCCAUCAACAAGGACAGCUCCAUCAACUCCGGAUGCCCAGGGCUGCAGGUUCAGUUCAGAGUGGACGAGGCCUUCUUGAGGCCAAGUGAGAAGCGCUGGUUCCUGCGCUACCUGGCCCUCCACACCAUGCAGGUGGACAUCUGGGACAGCAGCUCCCUGCUCCUCAUCGGUUCCACCGCCAUCGAGCUCAAGUAUAUGCUGCGCCAGGGGCGUUCAGCCGUGCAGGCCCUUCAUGAGGUGGAGGUGCUGGCCACUGAUUACGGGGACAGAGACGCCUUGCUGACUGGCGGUGAGCUUGACCAACACCCGGACGCCUGCCCUGUGAAUGUCCACUCCGUCCUCAGGGGAAGGCUGCACAUCCGCACCGGGAACAUUGGAUGCCCAGCAGAUUCGAAAAGUAGCCAAGCAGGGGAGCGCCCACUGUCACGCUCGCACAUCAUCAGGCCUCGUGACACCAUCAGUGGCUUCAGAGGGGGCAGUCUGUCUGCCAGCAGCGUCCAUCAGCUCAAUGUGAGGAAUGUGGCACAGGCACAAAGGCUGGUGGAGAUUAACAGGGACCUUGCAACGCUGGUCAGGAGCAGGCGAGAGAGCGCCCCAGCGGCCGGCCAAAACUCCCCGGACGAGCCCGACGAAAACCGCCGGCGCAAGCUCGGCCGCAUGGCCGCCGUGCAUCGGAGAGAGAGCGAGGACGACGUGGAGAGCCAAAUAAAGGGGAUCAAGAUCAUGAGUCGACGGGAGGAGCGAGCCCAGCUGGCAAGGGAACUGCGUCAGAUCAAGGCCUACCAAGACCAGAGCAAGGCAGCCAGCAUCACCAACAUGCUGAGCCAGGCCAUCACAACCCAGCAUGUGGUUUACGCCAGCCUUGGCACAGCCGAGUAUAUGGAGUUCGUGCUGAAGAACCCCUUCAACGUGCCACAGACGGUCACUGUCCACAGCGGCGACCCCGAGCUCAGCAUCAUUACGGACACAGAGGAAUGGCGGUAUUUCAAGGCGCUUACCAAAACCCUUACCCCGCUGGAGGAGAACAUCUUCCACCUGGCAGACGGCGCACCAGGCCCCCAGGUCUACCUACGGCCCAAGGAGAGCAUCCACAUCCCGCUCAAAUACCAGACUUUCCUCAAAGAACACUCUGUGCCCCUUCAGGGACCAAACCAGCUACCCACAGGCAGAAGUACUCCCAUUGCCAAGAAGCAUCCAUCUAACAUUGUGCAGGCCAAGUCCAUCAAGGUGACAUUCACAGCAGAGGAUGGCAAGCCAUUGGCCAUCUGCCAUGUGAACGUGGAGCCAACACCGCACGUCAUUGACCAGUCCGUCCGCCUCUACCACCCUGAACUCUGCUUUCUCAAGAAGGCCAUCCGCCUGCCCCACUUCCAGCACAUGACAGGGGAACCAGUGGGAGAUCCAGAUGCCAGAACCCAAAUCUCUGUGCGCUGCAGUGACCCCAAUGUCAUCUGCCAGACAAAGAUGCUGGCACCAGGAGAGCCUCAGGAUGUGUACUUGAAAGUGCCAGGGAGUCCGAGUCCGCACCUAAAAAUGUUCUUUGUCAUGGUCUUCAUUGAUAAGUGGCAGGCAGCACCCGCCCAGAUCUGGCAGAUUUAUGUCCACUUCCUCGAACGGGUUGAUGUCAGCUGCGUGACUGGCCAGCGGACAUGUCAGUCACUGGUGCUGAGGGGGAAGCAGGCCAUGCGUAAAGUCAAAUGUUUCUCUUCGCACCCGCAGGAGAUCCAGGUAGACCCAGCAGAGGUGUUUGCUUUGCCUCCUGCAGCAGUGCAGGAGCUCCAGCUGAGGGUUCAACCAUGGAGGGCGGGCAGACGCUUCUUCUAUGUCAACGCUGUGGAUGUUGAGCAUCAGUACCUGGUCACCGCCUGGCUGCUCUGCCUCAACGUCCACAGGCCAGUAUUGUCCAAGGCCUUUGAAGUGUGUGUCCCAGUCGGCGGAGGUCGAGGAAGCACCCGGAGGAUCUCCUACACCAACCCUUACACCAGCGGACGAGUGUUUGUGCUGCACUCCGACCACCCAGACCUGCUUCAGUUUAAGGAGGACCAAUUCCAGAUCGGCGGAGGGGAGAGUUACUCCAUUGGGCUCCGGUUUGCCCCCAGUCAAAGUCCCGGCACCGUGGAGAUUCUGGUCUACGUGAACGACCUGGACGAGAAGACGGAGGAGACGUUCUGUGUAAAAGUCAAUUACACAUGACCUCAGACCAUAACACUUUUAUAGCACAGGACAGUCUUCACCCCCGCAGAACACACACAGGCAUGGAUGGUUAAUUCAAACUGUUCAAGCACAUAAACUGGCUGAAGAGACUGAGUGUUCCAAGUUUAUUUAGAGUUUUAUCUUUCGGAGAUUUAUAUUAUCUUGAAUA